Hydra vulgaris (swiftwater hydra) is the source of this 1415-nucleotide messenger RNA. Its product is annotated as connector enhancer of kinase suppressor of ras 2. The record is from RefSeq and is a predicted model, not a curated record. NCBI's taxonomy places the organism in Eukaryota, Metazoa, Cnidaria, Hydrozoa, Anthoathecata, Hydridae.
ACGUUUUUGAAAACAUUUAUUAUGCCAAAAUGAGCAACCAACAACCAAAUUAGCAACAAACUCUUCAGUUUACAAAAUGAAUCAGUUUGUAAUUAUUAAUAAGCUGAAUUAAUUGGCUGAAAACAACGCAACAGUCAGUUGAAAACUUUGAAGUAGCACAGCUCAAAAUGCUGAAACAUACGAUUUACUGAUCGAAUAAAGAGCCAUUCGCAUAAAUUAUAUUUACCAGAAAAUAUCUUUUACUUGAUGAGCUUUUACCAAGAUGAACGUGGCAGCAAUUGCCAUAUACGUUUAAAAAGUUUUAAAAACUAGUAACAAUAUAAGAAUUAUAAGAAUAGGUUAAGCUAAGCAAUCUGUAUUGGUAAUAAAAAUAUAAAGCUGAAUCUAAAUGCAAACUCGUUCAAGAUAUGCAUCCUUUGCAUCUUUUGAAUUCAGAAAAAACCCAGAUGCGAUUAUUGCAUUCUGUCUUGCAAGUUUGAAACACUGUUUUGUAUAUAUGGAUCUUAAAGACAAUAAAAAAAUAAGUUCAAAGAAAAUAGCAGACAAUUCUGAGUUAAAUAUACCUUGUCGUAACCUAGGCGAAAGUGAUUUUGAAGGAUGGCUUAUGAAAAAAGCUGGUGGUCAUGGCUUAAAACCGAUUAGCUGGAAAAAAUAUUGGUGUGUUAUAAAGUCAGGGAAUAUUUAUUGCUACAAGACAUCAUUUGAAAGUAGUGCUGAUUAUAUCUUAGCAAUCAAAAAAUUUUCUAUUGAAGAUGCUGAUGAAAAAAAGAAAAUCGCAUUUCGAAUGAAACCACAUGAGGAGAAUUCAAAAUCUUUAAUUUUUGCUGGAGAUAGUGAAACAGAUGUUAAAAAAUGGAUCGAAAUGAUAAACCUAGUCAUUUCUGGAGUUGACAUUUCACUUAAAAAAAGUAAUUUAAAAGAUGUUAUACCAGAUUAUGAAGAACGAAAAAGGCUCUAUAGCUCAAAACAACCAAUAAAGGAGCGUAAGCAAUAUCGAGCUUCAGCAUACAUUGCUGCUGAAAAAGAGACAACUGCAUUGACAGGAGGAUUUAAUACACGUAGGGGAAGCUUUAAUCCACAAGUUAAACCUUUGAGCAAUACACCUGAAACUGAUGAUUGAGACAAACAUAAUAAAACAGAAGUUUUUUGGGCAAAAUUCUUUAAAAAAAGAAAACGGAAACAGCUCAAAACGUUAGCGAAUUUCGAUUAACUUAACUUCGAACUAAAACUUCGAUUAUCUCAGAAAUUAUUACUGUUGAAAUAUUUAUUAACUCAGAAAAUUUGAAAUGCAAUAUUUAAGAUUUGUUUGCUGCUGAUUAUGUAUGGCGUUAAAUGGCGAAAUCUUUCAAUGAUUUAAAAAUAUAUAUGAAUUGUUAUUAGGAGCAUAUAAAGUAUAAAACACAAUUUAUAUAUAU